AUGACAGCACCAGACGGUGUAGAAACUCCAGCAGCAGCAGCAGCAUCUGCUGCUGCUGCUGCAAGUGCUACUAACGUAGCGCCUGCUGCUGCUGCAGCAACACCCUCACCAGAAGCAACAGCAGCAGCAGCAACGGCGCCGAAGCCUGUUUCAAGUGAGCCAGCGGCUGACCGCCCUAUGCGGGAGAGCAACAGCAGCAGCAGCAGCAGCAGCCCCCCCAGCAGCAGCGGCAGCAGCUCCACAGGGAAGAGCAGCAGCAGCAGCAGCAAAGGGCCAGAGAACAGCGGUAGCAAUGUCGCAGAGACAGGCAGCAGUGGUAGCAGCAGCAGCAGCAGCCCCGAUAACGCCGGCAGUAGCAGCGGCAGCGGCACCACGAGCAGCACCAAACCCACCGACAGCAGCAGCAGCAGCAGCAGCAGCAAACCAGAAGCAGCAGCUAACGCUCAGGCCCCUCCUAAACGAGAGCCCCUAAAUGCGCUUGGGGGUCCCCCCAAGAGGCUGCAGACAGAAAUCCGUGCUGCUUCAAGCCGGCCCGAAUACAGCAGCAGCAGCAGCAACAGCAGCAGCAGCAGCAGCAGCAGCAGAGAUGGAUUUAGAGAUAGAUACGGUGACACAAGCCAGAGGUAUGGAAGCAACAGAGACAGGGACACCCCCAGAUACAGAGAAACCAGCAGCAGCAGCAGCAGCAGCAGCAGCAAGGACUAUGGUGGAUGGAGCAGCAGAGGGCACUCAGACAGCAUGAGACACGGUAACAGCAGUAACAGCAGCAGCAGUAACAGCAGCAGCAGCAGCAAUAGCAGCAGCAGCAGCAGGAGCGAUGCUGCGCAGAAAGAAAAGCCGCCAUCAGAACCCUCUACCACAUCUGCCUCCGGUAGCAGCAGCAGCAGCAAGAGCAACAUUAGCAGCAGCAGCAGCAACAGCAGCAGCAGCAACAACAGCAGCAGCAACAACAGCAGCAGCAGCGCCACUGCCGGCGAGCAGAACAGCGGCUUGAAAAGUACCGGCAGCAAAGACAGCCACAGCAGCAGCAGCAACAACAGCAGCAGCAGCAACAGCAGCAGCAGCAGCAGCAACAACAGCAGCAGCAGCAGCAGCAGCACCGCCAAGGUGCCGGGGAAGCUGUCUUCCUUUUUGCUGCUUGCAGAGCAGCAGCAGCGGCGAGAAGUAUAUUCAUUAGAGGAGGUAGAGAGAAAGAAGAGAGAAGCAGCAGAACCGAAGAGAAUAACCUUUGUUUCUAAGAAGCAGCGCGAGGCUCGGCAGCAGCAGCAGCAGCAGGAAGAAGCAGAGAUUGCAAAGAAAAAAGAGAGGGAGAUGAUAAACAAAAGGAGACUCUUCCUGCAGAGAGAGGAGAUUGAGCGAGAAAGAGAGCGGCGAGAAAGACAGAAGAGGAGGGACAUGGAGAGAGUCAAAGAAGAACAAGAAAAGAAGCUGCGGGAGGAGCAGCUGCGGCAGCAGCGGGAGCAAGAGAAACAGCAGCAGAAGCCGAAGGAAGCCAGCCUUCUUGCAGAUCUUAAGCUGCUCAACCUCCCUGAGCAAGAACUCCGCGCGAAGCAACAGGCAAGAGGGUUUAGGGAGAAGGAGCUGGAGCAGAUUCGCAUGCAUUACCUGGGUAUGAAGAAAGAGAAGAAGAAGAUUCAAAAGCCCUCAGAAAAAUUCAGGAACAUCUUCAACUUUGAGUGGGAUGCGAGUGAAGAUACGAUGAGAGGAGACAACAAUCCGCUCUAUCAAAACAGACUCGAGCCGCAGCUACUCUUCGGCAGAGGGUUUAGAGCUGGGAUGGACAUUCGCGAGCAGCGCAAAGCGAACAACUUCUACGAUGAACUCGUCAAGCGACGCCAAGAGUACGAGUUGAAGCAGCGGCAGCGCGGCGCUGAGGAAGCAGCAGCAGCAGCUGCGACUGCAGCAGCAGAAGCAGCCCGAGCCAGUGACAAGAAGAAGGUUAAGGAUAUGGAGGAGGAGCCUGAGUUGGAGGGGCAUUGGUCGACGAAGAAGAGAGAAGAAAUGACAGACAGAGACUGGCGAAUAUUCAGAGAAGACUUUGAAAUUUAUCUUAAGGGCGGCCGCGUCCCUCCGCCGAUUCGAACUUGGGCAGAAGCUGAACUACCUUGGGAACUUAUCGAAGCUGUUAAACAGGCGAACUAUGAGCGGCCGACGCCAAUUCAAAUGCAGGCUAUCCCAAUUGCACUCGAGAUGAGAGACCUAAUAGGCAUUGCAGAGACAGGAUCAGGAAAGACAGCUGCGUUCGUGCUGCCUCUGCUGACAUACGUGAAGCAGCUUCCACCGCUAACCGAAGAGACAUCUCAAGAUGGGCCCUAUGCUCUUAUUCUUGCACCCUCCAGGACGCGAAGCCUUUGA
Molecule: messenger RNA, 2355 nt
Organism: Eimeria acervulina
Lineage: Eukaryota; Apicomplexa; Conoidasida; Eucoccidiorida; Eimeriidae
Product: DEAD-box ATP-dependent RNA helicase, putative
Exons: 13
Coding region: 1-2355 (784 amino acids)
Cellular component (GO): nucleolus
Molecular function (GO): nucleic acid binding; ATP binding; RNA helicase activity
Source: RefSeq, a predicted model, not a curated record